AUGAAUACGCAGCCCAGCUGCAGGCGGAAGAGCAGGUGCCUCCGAGUUCUGACACAGGAGCAUCACCUCUCAGGAGGGGCCAGGAUCAGGUGCUUAAGGCGCCUUUUCAGCUGCUGCCACAAGGUGGCCCCCCAGCAAGGCCCAGAGCAGCCCGUGGCGCCAGUUCUGCUGCGGUUCCCCAUCCCUUCCGCAGGGCUGCUGGAGGAGGAACAGCUGAAACUCCUGGGGGUCAUCCAGAGCUGCCAGGCAGCUGAGCUCCGAACCCUGAAGUGCUCCAAGCAGGAAACGGCCAAAGCCAUUCUGGACAUCUUGCGGCCCUUGGAGCACUCCAGGGUUCGGAGCCCCCUCACCCUGGCCCUUGCCUUGGAGGCCCUCCUCCAGCUAAGUACUAUGCACCCCAAGUUCAGCAGCGAUAUGCUCAGUUUGAUCCUCCAUAGGACCUUGGAGGCAGUACUGGAGGGCCCAGAAAUGGAGGAGGACCGAGAGAAUCUCAAGCAGCACUACAGGCUCCUUUUGGGAAGUCUCCUCAUAGCAGCGCCUAAUCCUGGCACCCUCCUCCAACUUCUAACUGACCUCCGAGGAUACGCCCUGGGGGAAAGCGGCGAGGCUCAGGAUUUAGCCGCCAGGAGCAUUUCAUUGCUGUUGAAAAUUGCCCGCAGAUACCCGCGCCUUAGAAUGACGGUUAUUCGGCCGGACCUGGCCUGCUUUCGGCUGAAGCCUGAAGAAGACGACAUCUUCAUUGAAGAAAUAUAG
Messenger RNA from Lacerta agilis (Sand lizard), 753 nucleotides. RefSeq lists its product as uncharacterized. NCBI's taxonomy places the organism in Eukaryota, Metazoa, Chordata, Lepidosauria, Squamata, Lacertidae. The transcript is spliced from 10 exons. The coding region runs from base 1 to 753 and encodes 250 amino acids. The record is from RefSeq and is a predicted model, not a curated record.